AUCGCAAGUGAUGCGAAGCUUCACCUCUGUGUAAAAAGUUUAAAGAUGGGAUUAAUUGAACAGGUAGCGUUUUUUAAAAUAUUUAUUAGUAACGUAAUAACGAGGUAUAGUCACGAGUGCCUUCAUCACAUAUUCCAGUCACAAUCCUGGGAAUUUUCUAGAUAUGGAAGUGAUAAUGAUAAAGAGAUGAUUUAUUUUGAUGUAUUUUAAAUUAAACUCGAUACGGGUUACAUUUCUUCAAUAAGAACAUGUAACUCGACACGAGAAAGUUUCUUUCUUACAAAUACUCAUGACUUUUUUUGUCUUAAGCAAAACUAGCUGUGGUUGAGGAACCAAAAUAAUACAAUAAUGUGGUAAUUCUUUAUACUCGGUCUGGAAUGCUCUUUUUACAGUUUCCCACACCCUCGAAGGCAAUUCAAUGUAAAAAUUUGUUCACUUGUUGACGCCGACAAGUUUUAUUGCAGUUGAAUAAGUCUUUUUAGAGCUUUCGUACCUAGAAUUUCAGGAAAAAUCAAACAGAGAGCCAUAAAGAAUUAUUUCACUGCGCCAAGACAAAAAGUAAAAAUUUGCACGUGGUUUUUUAAAGUGUAAAGGUAGAAACGUGAAAUGUUUACCAUUUAUUUCUGUAAAUUGUGAAUGAUGGCUGUUAAGAAAAAUGGUUCAAAAAGUUCACCAAAAUCUAAAUUUUCAUCCCGUCGAAACAGCUACACUCCGAGAUCGGCUGUAUCUUCGGCACCUGCAUAUGCGUUAACAUGUAAAAGGCAUAACCCAUGCGAGCUCUGUGUAGACAUAUGUCCUCCUAACUCACGAAUUGGCUGUCGGUGUAAUACUUCAGCCACUGCAAGGACGUGCAGAUGUCCCCAGAAGCUAGGAAAGAAGUUCAUUUGUGAUUCAUAUAAAGUGAGAGUUUGGACGGAGCAAUUGAAAGCACGAGCAAUGCAUGGGCAACCUGGUCUGCUGGGCGAGAACAAACCAAUUUCAAGGCGCGAUCAGUUUUCAAGUACAUAUGCCUUGGCGUUCAUUGACCCAGAUAGCAGAGACUACAACAAUCGGAAUGUUGACAGACCUGCAGGAGUGGCUACGAUGAAAGUUCCGGCGCCUCCGGAGAAGAAAAGACCACAAAGAGGAUGUUGUGUAUGCUCUUCAUGGGAUGAUGGCCGAAGCAAUGCCACUGUACGAAGUCACGGAAGCCACUCGGACGAGUGUGCCUAUUGCGGUUUCAAAGAAGGGGCUUUCGACUUCCGGCCCAAAAUCAGACGCAGCCAGAAACAACAGCGAAGGUCUCUCACUACUAUGACCAGUCGAACUAUUCGAGAUGCGGAGACUUCUACAGAUACCACAAAAAGCGGAUUCAGGGAUAAGGGUGCUCGAACCUCUGAUGAAGUGCUGACCAAACUUGACAGCAUGGAAGAAGAUCUAAACUACCUGAACAAGCAAUUAAUGACUACAGGAAUUGGAGGCGGGAAGGAAGGGAGGGCGAAUGAAAGCACCCCUAAGGCGCAACGGAAGAGCAAAAACCUAUCCUUGGCAGCAGAAGUCAUGCAGAAAGUUGCGGAUGCUAAAGAAAAAGAACUUGAGAAAAACAGAGCUUUGUACGAAGAGAAGGCAAAGUAUCUAGAAGAACAUCUUCUGGUUAAGAAAGAAAGAGCAUUUGAUCCGGGUUAUGCUCAGUAUACGCAAUACGCUUACUAGAAUUUUUUAAAUUUAAUUGUACAAUUUAGAUUACGAAGAAUAUAGCAAC
Symsagittifera roscoffensis is the source of this 1741-nucleotide messenger RNA. RefSeq lists its product as uncharacterized. Bases 637 to 1692 code for a protein of 351 amino acids. The transcript has 2 exons. Lineage: Eukaryota; Metazoa; Xenacoelomorpha; Acoela; Convolutidae. The record is from RefSeq and is a predicted model, not a curated record.